Molecule: messenger RNA, 7830 nt
Organism: Neoarius graeffei (lesser salmon catfish)
Lineage: Eukaryota; Metazoa; Chordata; Actinopteri; Siluriformes; Ariidae
Gene: myo18aa
Product: myosin XVIIIAa
Exons: 42
Coding region: 317-7735 (2472 amino acids)
Cellular component (GO): myosin complex
Molecular function (GO): protein binding; ATP binding; cytoskeletal motor activity
Source: RefSeq, a predicted model, not a curated record
AAUAAAGCGGCCAGCAGGGGUCCGAGCGCUCAGUGCGUCCUACCGAGAGUGAAACCCUGAGAAGUGUGCUCUCACUCCGAGUGUAAACUCAGAGCGCUCACACUCGCAGACGCGCGCAGGCACGCGCACUCGGUCCGACUUGUACCGGCACGGUAUCGGAGCGACUGAUGCAUGUUCCAGCUCCAAUGGAUACCUUGUCAAAGAAUAGAGGGUGUAUUAAAUGUGACUGAAAUCCAGCUCUGAAGUUUUUUUUUUGUUUUGUUUUGUCAAAUAAUAGCACGGUUGGUUUGGUGGAGCUUGAAAUCUGCAGUCGAACAUGUUCAGCCUGACCAAAAAAGACAAGGAGAAGGAUGGGGUGAAGAAGGACAAAAAAGAGAAGAAGGACAAAAAAGAGAGAAUGUCCCAGGCUGAGCUGAAGAGCCUGGAGGAGGUAGGUGUGCGACGGGGAUUCUUUAAUAUACAGCGUGGUGGUUCCAAAAGAGGAUCCAGGGUCAAGUUGGAGAUCUCUGACCCGAUUCCCAUCCAAGUGGUUAGCAACCCAGAGCUCACUUUGAUGAACGUGACUCACGAGAGGAUCAACAACAAAAGCAGCAUGCUCCUCGAUGUGGGCCAUAUAAGCUCCAGUGACAACAUUAAAGGAGAGGCUAUGCAGGACGUUCAGUGGUCCUCCUCCAAAGAGCAGGCUUCUAGACCUGGAUCCCUGACAAAGCAGGAGUCUCCGGUAAUGAAGCUUAUUAAACGCUUAUCCUUCUCUCAGAAGACCAAAGAGGAGAGUUCCUCAGAAGGAUCAGUUCCAUCAGGACCAAACUCGACUACUCCUUCUCCACAAAUAGAGCCCAAGGAUUUUCAUCAUGUGCCCAAAUACAUCUCCCAUCGACGUGCCCCACUCAAGAAGGUCCAGAUACCCUUAUUAGUGGAUAAGAUGUUUCCAGCAGACUUGCGUUUACCUGCUGUCAUGCCUCCUGAGGUCCCUGAACCCAGGGAGCUGGAGCUCCAGCGGCGCAAAACCGGUGACUUUGGCUUCUCCCUACGGCGCACCACCGUGCUGGACCAAAAACCUGAUGGUUCUGUCUACCGGCGUGUGGUCCACUUUGCUGAGCCUGGGGCUGGCAGCAAGGACCUGGCUCUGGGCCUGGUGCCAGGAGACCGUCUGGUGGAGAUCAAUGGGUUAAAUGUGGAGAAUAAGAACAGGGAUGAGAUUGUGGAGAUGAUCCGGCAAUCAGGAGAGACUGUCCGUCUGAAGGUGCAGCCUAUCGUGGAGCUAAGCGAGCUUAGCCGAUGUUGGUUAAGAAACAGCUCAGGAGUGCGUGGUGAGGCCUAUGAGGUGAAGACCGAGGAGCAGAUAGCUGCAGAACGAGCCUGGUUUGGCACAGAAAAAGUAUGGCUGGUUCACAAAGAUGGCUUUUCUUUAGCGACCCAGCUGAAGUCGGAGGAGGGGAGCAUUCCAGAGGGGAAAGUAAAGAUCAGACUGGAACAUGAUGGGACGAUUCUGGAAGUGGAUGAGGAUGAUGUUGAGAAGGCGAACCCUCCAUCAUCCGACCGAGUGGAAGAUCUGUCUUCACUGCUCUACCUGAACGAGUCCAGCGUCAUACACACACUGCGACAGCGCUAUGGAGGAAACCUCAUCCACACGUACACUGGGCCUAACAUAGUGGUCAUCAACCCUGUCAGUGCGCCAUCCAUGUACUCGGAGAAGGUGAUGCACAUGUUUAAAGGCUGUCGCAGAGAAGACACGGCCCCUCAUAUCUACGGCCUGGCCCAGGCUGCGUACCGGAAACUUCUGACUACACGUCAGGACCAGUCCAUCAUACUGCUGGGUAAAAGCGGCAGUGGAAAAACCACCAGCUGCCAACACCUGGUGCAGUACCUGGUGACCACCGCAGGCAGCAACAGCAAGGUGUAUUCAGCUGAGAAGUGGCAGGCCGUCUACACCAUCCUUGAGGCGUUUGGGAACUGCAGCACGUCCAUGAACGGGAACGCCAGCCGCUUCUCCCACAUCGUCUCUCUGGACUUUGACCAGGCCGGUCAGGUGGCUUCUGCUUCAAUCCAGACGAUGCUGCUGGAGAAGUCGAGAGUGACGCGACGCUCAGACGCCGAAUCCACGUUCAAUGUUUUCCAUUACAUGAUGGCAGGAGCUGAUAGUUCUCUAAGAACCGAGCUGCACUUCAACCAUUUUGCAGAGAACAGCGCCUUCGGGAUCCUGCCUCACUCCAAGCCUGAAGAGAAACAAAAGUCUGCUCAGCAGUUUGCGAAACUCCAGGCUGCCAUGAAGGUGUUAAACAUUUCUGCAGAAGAGCAGAGAACCUUCUGGCUAGUGUUGGGCGCCAUCUACCAUCUAGGAGCUGCAGGAGCCACCAAAGAGUCGGAUGAAGCUGGCCGUAAGCAGUUUGCCAGACAUGAAUGGGCUCAGAAAGCAGCGUAUCUCCUGGGCUGCACUCUGGAAGAGCUCUCAUCGUCCAUCUUCAAACCCCAGGCCAAAGGAACGCUGCCAAGAACCUCUAGCGUCCGCCAGGGGGCCGAGGACUCCGGAGACAGCUCAGGGUCCAAGGCCACGGCAGUGGAGUGUUUGGAGGCCAUGGGUUCCAGUUUAUACUCGGAGAUCUUUACUCUGCUGAUCUCCCUCAUCAACAGAGCUCUGAAGUCCACGCAGAAGCACUCGCUAUGUUCUUUGCUGAUCGUAGACACUCCAGGCUCCCAGAAUCCUCAGCAGGCCAAGAGUGAGAGAGGUGCUACCUUUGAGGAGCUCUGUCACAACUACGCUCAAGAGCGACUCCAGGCUCUUUUCCACGAGCGCACAUUUGUACAAGAGCUGGAGCGCUACAAGGAGGAAAACGUUGAGCUCACGUUGGACGACAUGGAGCCGAGUCCCUCGCUGUCCAUCGCUGCUGUAGACCAGGCGUCCAGUCAGGCCUUGGUACGGACGCCAUCAAGGACAGAUGAGGCGAGGGGACUGCUCUGGCUGAUGGAAGAAGAGGCACUGCACCCUGCAGGAUCAGAGGACACACUACUGGAGAGACUCUUUAGCUACUAUGGACCUGCAGAAGGAGAGAGCAAAGGCCACACACUGCUGCUGAAGAGUGAGCGGCCGCAUCACUUCCUGCUCGCUCACAGCCAUGGUACAGACUGGGUGGAGUAUGAUGCCCGCGGAUGGCUGAACUACGCCAGACAAAACCCCGCCUCCCAGAAUGCGGGCAGUCUGCUACAGAAUUCACAGAAGAAGAACAUCAGUGCAUUGUUUAUGGGGCGCUCCAGCAGUGCGACAGUACUGUCGGGCUCCAUUGCCGGGCUGGAGGGCGGCUCUCAGCUCGCUCUGCGCCGUGCCACCAGCAUGAGGAAGACCUUCACUACUGGCAUGGCUGCCGUGAAGAAGAAAUCCCUCUGCAUCCAGAUCAAGCUCCAAGUGGAUGCUCUGCUGGACACAGUCAGGAGGUCGAGGGUUCACUUUGUGCACUGCCUGCUGCCUAAGACGGAUGCUUUAAGAAGUUCCAGCUCUGCUGAGCUCCAGGGUGAGAGCUGUGAUCCAGGCCUCAUGCAGCUGGACGUGUCCUUACUGAGAGCUCAGAUCCGGGGAUCGAAACUGCUGGACGCGCUUCGCAUCUACAGACAAGGCUAUCCAGACCACAUGGUGUUCUCCGAGUUCCGGCGUCGCUUCGACGUCCUGGCUCCACACCUGACCAAAAAGCUUGGCCGUAACUACAUUGUAAAGGAUGAGAAAAGGGCCGUCGAAGAGCUGCUGGAGUGUCUGGACCUGGAGAAGAGCAGCUAUCACAUGGGCCUGAGCAGAGUGUUUUUCAGAGCUGGAACUUUGGCUAAACUCGAGGAGCAGAGAGAUGAGCAGACCAAACGCAAUAUCACGUUGUUCCAGGCUGCCUGCAGGGGUUAUCUCUCUCGCCAGGCCUUCAAGAAGAGGAAGAUCCAGGACCUGGCAAUCCGCUGCAUCCAGAAGAACAUCAAGAAGAACCGGGGCGUGAAGGACUGGCCCUGGUGGAAGCUCUUCACCAACGUGCGUCCUCUGGUCGAGGUCCAGCUCAGCGAGGAACAGAUCCGAGGCAAAGAUGAGGAGAUCCAGCAAUUGAAAGCGAAGCUCGAGAAGGUGGAGAAAGAGAGGAAUGAACUUAGGCUGAACACAGAUCGGCUGGAGAGCAAAAUCACUGAGCUAUCAACAGAGCUCUCAGAUGAGAGGAACACCAGCGAGUCGGCGUCCCAGCUGUUGGAGACGGAGACGGCUGAAAGGCUGCGUUUGGAGAAGGACAUGAAGGACCUGCAGACAAAGUUUGAGGAAAUGAAAAAGCAGAUGGGAAGCAUGGAGGUGGAGGUCAUGGAGGCGCGGCUCCUCCAAGCGACAGAGCUUAACGGAGAGAUGGAUGACGACGAUGAAACUGGCGGUGAAUGGAAGCUGAAGUAUGACCGAGCUGUGCGAGAAAUAGACUUCACCAAGAAGAAAUUACAGCAGGAGCUUGAUGACAAGUUGGAGGCAGAACAGCAGAACAAGAGGCAUUUAGAAAGAAAGUUCGCUGACCUGCAGGCUGAUCAGGAGGAGACCCAGCGCUCUCUACAGCAGGCAAAGAAGAAAUGCCAGAGAUUAAUGGCUGAGCUCCAAGACACCAAACUGCACCUGGAGAACCAGCAGAGCCGCAACCAUGAGCUGGAGAAGAAGCAGAGGAAGUUUGAUCUGGAGCAGAACCAGGCUCAGGAUGAGGUGCAGAGAGAGAGGAUACAGCGGGAGAAACUGGCCAGAGAAAAAGACGCGUUGACUGGAGAAGUGUUUACAGUCAGACAGCAACUGCAGGAUAAGGAGCUGGAACUGUGCGGGCUGAACGUAAAGCUGGAGCAGCUGGAGGCCGAGCUACAGGAUCUCUCCUCUCAGGAGUCAAAGGACGAGGCAUCGCUGGCCAAGCUGAAAAAGCAGCAGCGCGACCUUGAGGCAAAGGUCAAAGAUCAGGAGGAGGAGCUGGAUGAACAGGCUGGAUCCAUCCAGAUGCUGGAGCAGGCUAAGCUACGUUUGGAGAUGGAGAUGGAGAGGCUGAGGCAGAUGCAGUCAAAGGAGCUUGAGAGCAAAGAUGAAGAGGUGGAGGAGAUUAGACAGUCAUGUAGCAAGAAGCUGAGACAAAUGGAGCUGCAGUUGGAGGAGGAGUAUGAUGAUAAGCAGAGGGUUCUGAGAGAGCGGAGAGAGCUGGAGAGCAAACUGCUGAAUGCUCAAGACCAGGUGAGCCAGAGAGACGUGGAGCUGGAGAAGCGUCUGAAGAAGGACCUGAAGCGCACCAAGGCCUUGCUGGUUGAUGCUCAGCUCAUGCUCGAUCACCUGCAGAGCAACGCACCAAGCAAGAGAGAGAUCACGCAGCUCAAGAACCAGCUGGAGGAGUCAGAGUUCACCUGUGCAGCAGCUGUGAAAGCACGCAAGUCCAUGGAGCUGGAGCUCGAGGACCUGCACAUCCAGAUGGAGGACAUGUCCAAGGCCAAGAUAGCGCUGGAGGAACAGAUCAGCAGACUGCAGCGAGAAAAGAACGACCUGCAGUCACGUCUGGAGGAGGACCAGGAGGACUUGAAUGAGCUGAUGAAGAAGCACAAGGCAGCUGUGGCCCAGUCAACAAGGGACUUGACUCAGAUCAGCGACCUGCAGGCUCAGUUGGAGGAGGUCGGAAAGGAGAAGCAGGAGAUUCAAGAUAAGCUCCAGUCUGUGCAGAACCAGCUGGAAUUCCAGGAGCAGUCAAUGGUGGAGAAAUCUCUGGUCAGCAGGCAAGAAGCCAAGAUUCGCGAGCUGGAGACCAAGCUGGAGUACGAGCGCACCCAGAUCAAACGCCUGGAGGCCCUGGUGACGAGGCUGAAGGAGAACCUCGAGAAGAUAACCGAGGAGAGGGACCAGCGCUCAGCUGGCGAGAACCGCGAGAAAGAUCAGAACAAGCGCAUGCAGCGGCAGAUCCGCGACAUCAAAGAGGAGAUGACUGAACUGGCCAAGAAGGAGACUGAGGCCAGCCGCAAAAAGCAUGAAUUGGAAAUGGACAUCGAGAGCCUGGAAGCAGCCAAUCAGAGCCUGCAGGCUGACCUCAAGCUGGCCUUUAAGAGGAUCGGCGAUCUGCAAGCCGCGAUUGAGGACGAGAUGGAGAGCGACGACAACGAGGACCUCAUCAAUAGCGGAGACGAUUCCGAUGUGGACUCUGAGGUGGAGGACCGUGUGGACGGGGUGAAGUUCUGGCUCGCAAAAAAUAAGGGUUCCACCAAGACCCUAUCAGACGAUGGCAAUUUGAAAGCCCCCACCCUCAAAUAUCCUAAUGCAGCCAAUGCUGAUGUAAAAGACUUAAAAGAAGGGAAGGCUGUGAAAGAAGGUCAGGAUGUGAAAGAAGGGCAUAAAAAUAGCAAAGACACUGAGCUGAGUAGACCCGUGUCUGUGAUGAGCUCGCUUAGCUACAGGAAGCGUUCUAACCUGAAGGACUCCAUUGGAGGCACUGGGGAUGAGAACUCCCUUUUCAGUACCCUAAAAGAGCAACCAGACACCCUGGACCGCGCGUCACUCCGCAAAGCUAAGAACAAGUCCAGCGAGAAAGCCGGAGAUGACCUAGAUGACCGGAGCUCCGUCAUCUCUCAAGCCUACUCUGAAGCCACCAGCAGAGCCAGGAAAGGUCUGGAACGACGUUGGAUCAAGAGUAGCCCAGAAUUCGACAAGGAGUCUGUCGUGUCUUCCGUGGCACUUAGCAGAACUUCCUUGCGCCGUGGACUGGACCAGGACAAUGAUGCUAGCUCCACAGUAAGUGGCUACAGCGUGCGCCGAAGCACGUCAAGGAUGGACGAUAGCCGAAGCGACUGUGGGUCUGCAGUGAGUCCCGGCUUAAGUCGCCGCUCAGGAGGACGAAGCCCCGGGAGCAUCAGCCUGAGCUCCCGGACCUCGUUGGCGCGCAGCAGCCGGCUUAGCGAAUUCGGUGUUAACCUGGCAGACAAUGAUGAUGCUAUGAGCGUGGCCUUCAGUGAAGGUGGACUCUCAUCCUAUAGUCCUCGCUCUCGAGGCCGAAGCCUUUCUAGCCCCGCCCAGAGCCGUUCAGCUGGGGGUGAAGCACUCGAUGACACGGAUAUCAAACCAGUCAGCCACCGCAACUACCUGGACCCUGAUCUGGAAAAAGCCAUCAAUGAAGUUCUCAGCUUUAAGCCCAUCAAGUUCAAGCGCCGCAGUCUGGAGGACUCUGAUGAAGAGAACAGAGGAGCAGGAGAAGAGAAGGAUGACAGGAAGAGCAUACGCACUGUGAAGAGCUCCCUGCAGGAGGAGGAGGAUCUUCAUACUGAUCUGCACAGAAGCACAUCUAGAAUUCAGCGUUCAGCAUCUGGCUCGGCACUGGACUACACUCGCUCCUCCAGCAGCUUGAGCUCUCGCAGCAGCCGCAAAGCCAAGAAGAAGAAGAAGAACCGAGACUCGGAAUCGGAGAACUCGUCAGCUGACGAACGCAGAAAGAGUUCCAAGAAGAAAGGGAAAAAGGGGUCCAGGAAAGGAAAGAAGAAGGAAAGCGAGUCCGAAUCGUCUGAAUCAGAAUCGUCUGACUCUUCUUCCAGCUCCAGUUCUGCCGUUUCCUAUCGGAGUUCCAAAAGCAUAAAGAAGGGCCCUGGCCGUGGUGCACCAGGAUCUGAUGAGGAAGCGGGGCUAGGUGGUCUUGCAGAAGAGAGACCCCCAAGCAAGAAAGAAGAGAGGAGGAAAAAGAAGAAAAUGGACUGCCUGGUGAUGAAGUAUCUUUACAGGCCGGAUAGUGAUUAAAAGCAGGAGGUGCAGCAGCCCCUCUUCCUUUCGGAGACACCUGAGCCGGACUGAUGAAGAGGUAGGCGAGGAGGAGGAGGAGAAGGAUCUCCAGC